AUUGUUGUUGGCAUAACCGCGUCAUUGGUGGAGCAUGUCGGGGCUGGCGGCGCAGUCGUUGAAUGGCGUCAAGAUCUACAACUUGAGCGCUGGGAAGACAUUGCCCCAAUGGAUCGCUCAAAAGACCCGCAGAGCUCUAUCCCGGGACGAAGACUACCAGCGUCGACUGGAGUUGCUGCAGGACUUUCACUUCCCCGUGUCGUCGCAACGCGUGACCAUGUCGCCUGACGGUCACUACGUGAUUGCCGCGGGCACGUACCCACCAUCGAUCAAGGUGUACGACGUCCGUGACUUGAGUUUGAAGUUUGAACGGCGGCUGGACAGCGAGGUGGUGCGGCUCAUCUGCCUGUCGGAGGACUUUGGCAAGCUCGCGCUGCUGCAAUUGGAUCGAUCGAUUGCGUUCCACGCUCCGUACGGUACCCACACGUCCGUGCGCAUCCCCAAAGCGGGACGGGAUAUGGUCUACCACCGCGGCGACUGCGACUUGUACAUUGGCGCGUCGGACUCUGAAAUCUACCGCCUCAACCUCGACCAAGGCCAGUACUUGGCUGGCCUACAGACCGACAUGCCUGCCGUCAACGUCGUGCGGCUGAACCCCCUGCAUCAACUCCUCGGUGCUGGUGGGGACAAUGGUGUCGUGGAGAUGUGGGACACCCGCAGCCACACCCGCGCGGGGUCCCUGGCGGCGGCUUCGACUGGCGUCACCGCCCUCGCUUUCGAUGUCGACGGAUUGACCUUUGGCGUGGGUACCCAAACCGGCGAAGUCAAGCUGUACGACUUGCGGUCGUCCACGCCCUUGUUGACCAAAACACAUCAAUAUGGCCUGCCAAUCGUGGACCUGACGUUCCACGAAGGCCCGUCCAAGCAAAUCCUGUCGUCGGAUGCCAAGUGCAUCAAGGUAUGGGACAAACACUCGGGGGCGUUGUUUACGAACGUGGAAACGUCGGCCGACAUUCGCGACGUGUGCGUCGUCCCUGGGAGCAACGGCAUGUCGGGCGUGCUCAUGGUGGCCGGCGAGCAGGAGCGCGUCAUGUCGUACUAUAUUCCAGAACUGGGCAUUGCUCCGAAAUGGUGCUCGUUCCUGGACAACUUGACGGAAGAACUCGAAGAAGAAGCGACGACCACCGUCUACGACGACUACAAGUUUAUCACGCGCGUGGAAUUGCAGCAACUCGGACUCGAACAUCUCAUGGGCACGCCCUUGUUGAAAGCGUACAUGCAUGGGUUCUUCAUGGAUGCUAGACUGUACGGUAAAGUGCAUGCGGUGGCAGCCCCCCUCGCGUACGACACGUACCGCAAGGACAAGAUCAAGCAAAAGCUCGAGGCCAAGCAAGCCAACCGCAUCACUAUCCAGCGCCGAUUGCCCAAAGUUAACAAGGCGUAUGCCGAACAAUUGCUGGCUCAGCAAGCUAAAAAGACAUCCGCCAAAGAACACGAAGACGUCAGCACGACCAACCCCCUGGGCGACGACCGGUUUGCCAAAAUGUUUAUGUCGAGUGAUUUCCACGUCGACGAAGAGAGUGACACGUACCGGUCCAUGCAUCCGAACGCGCAAUACACCAAGAAGAAGCGCUCCGAUGAUGUCGAUAGUGACAACGAUGAUGCUGUGGACGAAGACCGAUUUGAUUUGGUCCGCGAUGACAACGAAAAGGAAGGCAAGCCCAGUGACGUGUCGUCUUCGGAUGAUGACGACGGCAGUGACGAUGAUAAGAAGACGCCAGUGAAAAAGCUGGUGAAAGCGCCCAAGUUUUUCGAACUGGCCAAGGGCGAAGCCAUCAAGAACGUGGUUGGAUUUGGCUCGGCCGCGGACCGCGCCGCGCAGCGCGAACGCCGGCAGCUGAGCAAACUGCCGCUGGCCGACCGUGUCAAACUGGAGCGCGUCAAGGGCCGGGAGCGAAGUGUGAUGAAAAAAGUCGACGAUCACGGCACGUCCUCCGGCGGCAUGGUGCGCGAGAUGAGCUACAUGCCCACCCACAGCCACGGCAAGCGCGCGUCGCGAGGCCCGGCAGAGGCGGACCAUGCGCGCAAGAAGCGAGGGGUCCAAGAUCUCAAGUUCAAAGCCGAGCACCGGAGACCGUCCGCAGGAGGACGAGGCGGUCGCGGAGGUCGAGGGGGUCGCGGGGGGGGCGGCGGCGGACGAGGCCGGGGACGGGGAUAGGUAGAAAUAUCAAGUUAACAAUAGAAAACCAAAGUUGUGCAUGCUACUUUGAAGUAAGUGGAGUCGAGGCAACAUGAUGUACAUAACGUUGUUAGCUUGGCUGUUCAGGGAUUAAGCUGCACCAGAUAUGUACACUACUCAGUCUGUACCCUCAAGGAAUUAACUAUAAAGGCAAUUCCAGCAUACUAUACGUAUAAU
Molecule: messenger RNA, 2356 nt
Organism: Aphanomyces astaci
Lineage: Eukaryota; Oomycota; Saprolegniomycetes; Saprolegniales; Verrucalvaceae
Exons: 1
Coding region: 35-2158 (707 amino acids)
Biological process (GO): maturation of SSU-rRNA from tricistronic rRNA transcript (SSU-rRNA, 5.8S rRNA, LSU-rRNA)
Cellular component (GO): nucleus; 90S preribosome; small-subunit processome
Molecular function (GO): protein binding
Source: RefSeq, a predicted model, not a curated record